GGGGUGAAGGUGGCUCUGAUGUACGGGGACCGCGACUACCAAUGCAACUGGUACGGGGGUGAACAAGUCAGCCUCGCCAUCGAAUCCAAGAUCAGCGACAGCUUCCACCGCGCUGGCUACGCCAACCUCCAGACGAACAAGAACUACGCCAGUGGCCUCGUUCGACAGUACGGCAACCUGUCCUUUUCCCGCGUCUUCGGAGCCGGACAUGAAGUCCCAUGGUAUCAACCUGAGACCGCCUACGAGAUCUUCAGGAGAGUCAUGUUCAACAAGGACGUCGCAACCGGGAAGGUCUCGACCGCCGAGUGCAAUGGAAAGGCCUACUCCACCACUGGGCCGGACGAUGUGUCGGGCAUCAUGAACGACGAACCUUCCCACCCACCGGUGGAAUGCUACUUCUGGGAUAUGUUUCAGACCUGCACCGUCCCCGAGAUCGAGAUGGCGCGGAAUGACACGGCCGUCUGGAAGGACUUUAUCAUGAUUGGGUACACGCUGCCGGACAGGACGGUUCAUUAUUACUAG
Molecule: messenger RNA, 522 nt
Organism: Chaetomium strumarium
Lineage: Eukaryota; Fungi; Ascomycota; Sordariomycetes; Sordariales; Chaetomiaceae
Product: Alpha/Beta hydrolase protein
Exons: 3
Biological process (GO): proteolysis
Molecular function (GO): serine-type carboxypeptidase activity
Source: RefSeq, a predicted model, not a curated record